Aethina tumida (small hive beetle) is the source of this 2185-nucleotide messenger RNA. RefSeq names its product regulator of G-protein signaling 7 (gene RSG7). Gene Ontology annotation, biological process: regulation of G protein-coupled receptor signaling pathway; intracellular signal transduction; G protein-coupled receptor signaling pathway. Lineage: Eukaryota; Metazoa; Arthropoda; Insecta; Coleoptera; Nitidulidae. The record is from RefSeq and is a predicted model, not a curated record. The coding region runs from base 338 to 1828 and encodes 496 amino acids. The transcript is spliced from 7 exons.
UAAGGAAAAUAUCGAUGGUGCUAGCUCCUAUGUAGAAUAAUAAAUAAGAUACUCUAAGUAAAUAUUUGGAAACAUUAAUUUUAAAAUAUUCAUUUGUGUUUAAAAAACAUGCUUCUGCACGAAAUUACAUAAAAUCGCAAAUGAUAAGUAUCCUUUAAUUAACAAUUAUGCAGGAAAAAGGAUAUCCUUUUAACCACUUUUGGAUACAAAUUUCAAUGGAUAAUUUGUAAUCUGUGAUGACUGGGAAAUUAAAUUGAAAUUGGUGUGUGAGCAUAGUAUAACGCAAGUGGUUAUGCUUUAAGUGUAAGGGGGAUAAAUUUCCUCCAAAGCCAGUGAUAUGGUAACUAUGAAUUCCGAAAAGGCUGCUGCUAAGCGAAAGCCAGAGGCUAACAAUGGGGGAUGUACUGGAGUGACCAGUAAUGAAGAAACAAUUCCGAUUGCACAGCCUUCCACCUCUGAGGAGUCACCAAACCACCUGCUUUACAAAAAAAUGGAGAAAAUUGUUGAAAAAAUGCAAGAUGAGACAACUGGCGUGCCAGUUCGCACAGUGAAAAGUUUUAUGUCGAAAAUACCGUCAGUUUUUACCGGUUCCGAUCUGAUAAUGUGGAUGAUGAAAAACCUGGACGUCGAGGAUCAGCAGGAGGCGCUGCAUCUGGCGCAUCUCAUGGCCGCCCACGGUUACUUCUUUCCAAUCGACGAUCACAUGCUCACUGUUAAAAACGACAGCACCUUCUACAGAUUUCAAACGCCAUACUUUUGGCCGUCCAACUGUUGGGAACCGGAAAACACCGACUACGCCGUGUAUUUGUGCAAGAGAACGAUGCAGAACAAGACGCGUUUGGAACUGGCCGAUUACGAAGCCGAGAAUCUUGCCCGUUUGCAGAAGAUGUUCUCGAGAAAGUGGGAGUUCAUAUUCAUGCAGGCCGAAGCGCAGAGUAAAGUCGACAAGAAGCGGGACAAGUUGGAAAGGAAGGUGCUAGACAGUCAGGAGAGAGCCUUUUGGGAUGUGCAUCGCCCCAUGCCCGGUUGUGUAAAUACUACGGAAAUUGAUAUUAAGAAAGCUUGCCAGAUGAACAAGCCAAUUCAUGGCGUUAAAAAUAUGCAUGUGGGCCCACCAAGGAUGUCACCUUCAACAUCUGGGAACAUCAGCAAAGUGACAACUGUGGAAGCCGUCAAGAAGCAAAUAUCACUUCUUAAAUCACGACUUGAAAGAAGAAACAUUAAAGUGUCAAAAGCAGCGGAAUCAUUCGUUGCGUACUACGAACAGUAUUUAGAGUACGAUUGCUUUUUCGUCGCUCCUGAAUACCCGAACCCGUGGAUUGCCGACAAUCCAGAACUGUGGGAACAGGAGAAACAGGCCAAAGACAUAUCAGCACGUAGAGUGAAACGUUGGGCUUUCAGCCUGCAGGAACUGUUGCAAGAUCCGGUCGGUCGCGAUCAUUUCGUACGGUUCCUGGACAGGGAGUUCAGCGGCGAGAAUCUCAAGUUUUGGGAGGCGGUGCAGGAACUGAAGGCGUUGCCCCACAGCCAGGUGCAGAACAAGGUGGCGGAGAUCUGGGCCGAGUUCCUCGCGUCGGACGCUAGUUGUCCGAUUAACGUCGACGCGAGGUCCUACGAGGUCACCAAAAAGAACAUGGAAGUACCUGACCGAUGGAGCUUUGAUUGUGCAGCGGCUCACGUUUAUCAUCUUAUGAAAAGCGACAGCUACUCUCGAUACCUGAGGUCGGAAAUGUACAAAGAAUUCCUUAACGGUUCAAAGAAAAAGACAUCGGUAAAAGGAAUCCGUUCAAUAGUGUCGUUUUCAGCACGCAAAGACAACAUAACAUAGAUUACGUUGCAAAGGAAAAAAUCAUGUAUUCUAAUUGUGACUUAUCUAAUUGAUAAGAAUCUAUCGACAAUACAAAUACUGUCAUUGGCAGAUAUUUAAUUAUUUUCUCAUUUCACUGAUUGUGAUUUAUUGAACAUUUUUGAACAAAUGAUAUUGUGCCAUAGUAUUAUGGGAUUAUAUGGCAAAAACUAAUAUAUUGAAAAUGAUAUUCUUGAGAUAAUUAUUUAUGGUUAUAGUGACUCAGUAAGUUGUUAAAUACUUUUGUGUUAAAUAAUAUCAUUAGACUCUUAAUGUGUAAAUGUUUAAAACUCAACAUGUAAAUAAAGAGAAUAAUGAAAAUAUACGUUAUUAGGCGAA